CUUAUCAUUAUCUUCCCCUAUUAUUAUUGUAGUACUCUGUAGCAAGUCUAGUGACGCCAGACCUGUUGGAGAUCGCCACCCGUUUUCCCCACAGCCCCUCCAACGCUGACAAUUUCUCUGCCUGACAUCCUCGUUUCGGGCUGCUGUUUUGGUUUCUCGCUUCUGUGCUUCUGUGUCCAGUCUCUGUCUCUCAAGUGUCUCUGCUAUUUGUGGCCUUCAUCGUGACCUCUCCUCAGCGCAUCGACCGUACUUGUUCGGUGCGCAGAGACUCUCCCCACUGUUCUCCCCCACUUCUGCGCCCGCUCGUCUUCCCCCAAGGGGCCUUGAACUACCUCUUCAAUGGCUUACGAUGGGUACCAUUCGUCAGCAAACCCCUAUCAACCGGGCAACAUGAACUCGGAUCCAAAUGACCCUCACGGGUACACGCCCACACCCCCAUACCCAUCGAACAACUACGAGCCCGACCGUCUGAAUAUGCCUCAACCGCAGAUGCCCCCGCCCACAUCGUCCCCUCAGAGCAUGGAUUCAGAUACACCCCGACCGCAGAAUUUUGGACCAGGUCAUGGGUAUCUGAAUGAUGCGGUUAGCUCGGCGGUGCACCAGACAAACUCCUCCGAAUAUCUCUCUCCAGACGUCCUAAGCCAGAUCACCGCAACCGUCAUCCAGCAGCUCAAAGCCACAGGCCUGGGGAACCUCCAGGGCCCUGGAUCUUCUGCGCCCGCACCGCCGCGAUCGCAGUCGCAGCAACCUUCAUGGUCCGCAGGUCCAGAUCUGGCGCCUCGUCCGCACUCGGAGUCGCCGCCGAAUGUAUCACAGCGAGCCGACUCGAUGCCCCAGGUCAAUCCUAUGUCUAGUAGCUUCGAAUCUACUCAGCCAUAUGUUGCCCCUCAGGCACCGUCGUCUACAGGAUAUGCGAGUGAUACCCGUGAUAUGCGCCCAACUCCCAAGCAAUCACCCGACCCGCUGAGUAGCAGGCGCGAAUCGAUGUCUAGCCAUGGGAGUCAGAAAAUGGAACGGCCGAAGCCGCCAUCCAGAGACGCGACAGUCAUGGAGAUGACUACGCUGGAGAAGAUUUGGGGGAAACUGUUCGUGGAUGGCAAGCCGACGAAGAGGUUGGGGCAGUUCUUGCGAGGAAUUGCAAUGCAUCUGAUCGAGGAUUACCCGCCGGGAAAUACCAUUGUGAUCGUUCCGGAUAAGCUGCAGAAGUUCUACGCUGAUACCGAUGUGUCGUGGGACCCUUAUCCGUGGCAAGAUAUCUUCGAUGACCGAACAUCCUCAGUCUCAAGGCUCUUCCGAGAGGUAAAAGCGCAGCACCAUCUUGUCCAGCUUGACGACCUCAAGGAACGGCCCGACAUACCCGGCCUCACACCCAAAGGCUUCGAAGUAUGGGCCACAAUUAUGAUCCAAGCUCAUCCAGAGCGCGAAUACGAGCGUCUCCAAAAGGCCGUUCUGAACAUGCCUAUCAGCAACCCAGACGACAAGAAAGAGCGUUUCCCCAAAGAAAUCCCACGCCGGUUGUUCCCCGACGUCGCCGACCUUAAACUGAGAGAGGAAGUUGAGGAACAUAUCAUGAAGCACUGCGGUGUGGAUCUGCCCCGUAUCACAGAAGAAGAGCGUUCCCAAGCAGCUCGCGCAAAGAAACCCACACCAUCUCACCUCGAACCCUCCCAGCCUGCAACUCCCACCACAUCCGGCUCGACAGAGCGAUCCCGAUCCUUUGAACGGGGUCGACCACCUCCCUCGGCAUCAUCUUCCGCCGCCGUAAUCGACGACGAAGACGAACCCGCUCCCUCAAAACCAAUCGAGCGCGAGAGAAAACCAUACUCGGCUCAGCCCGGCGGAGGAAAGAAAUACGAAGAGGCCGGCCACACACGCAGCCGCACAGAAUCCUUCUCGUCGGGACGCCCACUAGACGUCCCAAGCUCGGUCACAAGUCAUCGACACUCCACCUCAGACAAAUAUAGUGCUGCCGAUGGUCUCUACUCGUCACGGACUGGCUCGGGAACUGGACAUCCACGGCGGCGAUACUCGCGAGGAUCACGCAGUUCGUCCCGCGGCAUGAGCCAUGAUUAUAGACAUUCGGAGAGUGACCUGCUUGGCCGUGAUGCGGCUCCCCCUCGAUACGGUGGUGUUUCCACCGGUGAUCUAUACACGGACUCGCCCACCUCGAUUUUGCCUGAGGAUGAUGUCCGUCGGUAUAGAGAGCACCAUCGCGGUGGAAGUCGUGCCAGUGAGGACGAGUACUACCGCGGCUUGUUGGGUGGGCAGGGUGGUGGACCUGUGCACGAGCACAAGCGGUAUCAUUAAAAUGUUCUUUGGUUGGUUCUGUUUCCAAGCCUUGUCCUUUCUGUGUUUUUCGGCUCUCGCUUCCUGGUUUCCACGCUGUUUCAUCACUUUUCGGCUUGGCGUUUUCGUGUGACAUGAAUAUACCCACCAGUCUCUGGGGUUGGCGAUGAUGACUGAUGAACCAUGUUCGAUACUUGAUGUUUUGGGCGCUAUUAAUAUAUCAUUUUUACUACAUG
This is a messenger RNA of Penicillium subrubescens, 2522 nucleotides long. RefSeq lists its product as uncharacterized. Lineage: Eukaryota; Fungi; Ascomycota; Eurotiomycetes; Eurotiales; Aspergillaceae. The transcript has 3 exons. The record is from RefSeq and is a predicted model, not a curated record. Bases 340 to 2307 code for a protein of 655 amino acids.